AUGAUCCCUGCGACUCCAGUCAUCCUAUUCAAAACUCCUUCUUCUUCUUCUUCAUCAUCGUCGUUAUCCUCAUCGUCUGCAUCCAAUGAUCCGUAUACCCAAGCUCUCUCAUCGACGAACUACCAGCCAACGCACAUCCCUGUCUUGGAAGAGAGAUACGACACGGCUGAACUGGCGUCUAUAAUUCAAAGAGGAGGAGAUGAAUGGGAAGGAGUGAUCAUAACUUCUAGAAGAGGUGCAGAAGGUUGGAUUCAAGCUGUCAAUCAUCAUUUGAAGUCUACCUCUACCUCAUCAAGUACGUCAAAAGACAAAGGGAAAGGAAAGGAGAUAGCUUGGAGCGAACUCCCAUUGUGGACAGUUGGAACUGCUUCUAUAGAUCAUUUGAACGAGUCUCAUCUACCAUCAAGAUAUCUAUUCAAAUUACCAAAUCGUUACAAAGAUAAUAAAGAGGAACCACCUAAAUCAGCUAUACACCUCACACCACACAUUCUCAAUGCACCGCCCAGAUCAGCACAAGGAAGAGAGUAUAGACCAUAUUUAUACGUGAGAGGAGAUAAGUCAACUGAUAUUCUGCAAGAUGAUCUACGUAAGAACGGAAGAACCGUAAGGGAAACAAUGGUAUACUCGACGACACCAAGAGAAGAUAUACGACGCAAUAUCCAAAAAUUUGAGAACGCUGCUUCGGGGAAAGGAAAAACGAAAGGAUGGUUAGCGUUCUUUUCGCCUAGUGGAGCAGAAGUAAUCUUGAACAUACUGAGCGAUAUGGACCCAGACCCAGAUGAAGUAAUAGAUAAGAAGGAUAAUGAGACAGAUGGGAGACGGAUAAACGCAUUUUGGAAAGGAUGGAAGAUUUUCGUCAUCGGUGAGACUACAAGAAGAUGUCUCGAAGGAAAAGGGAUAAGAGUUCAUGCCGUUGCUCAAAGACCGACUCCUGAGGGAUUAUUGAAAGCUAUCAAAGAAGUAGAUCAAAGAACGUUUUAA
Messenger RNA from Kwoniella shivajii, 981 nucleotides. RefSeq lists its product as uncharacterized. The coding region runs from base 1 to 981 and encodes 326 amino acids. Gene Ontology annotation, biological process: uroporphyrinogen III biosynthetic process. Gene Ontology annotation, cellular component: cytosol. The transcript has a single exon. The record is from RefSeq and is a predicted model, not a curated record. Gene Ontology annotation, molecular function: uroporphyrinogen-III synthase activity. NCBI's taxonomy places the organism in Eukaryota, Fungi, Basidiomycota, Tremellomycetes, Tremellales, Cryptococcaceae.